Phanerochaete carnosa HHB-10118-sp is the source of this 4433-nucleotide messenger RNA. RefSeq lists its product as uncharacterized. Gene Ontology annotation, biological process: L-leucine biosynthetic process. The coding region runs from base 140 to 2389 and encodes 749 amino acids. Gene Ontology annotation, cellular component: mitochondrion. Lineage: Eukaryota; Fungi; Basidiomycota; Agaricomycetes; Polyporales; Phanerochaetaceae. The record is from RefSeq and is a predicted model, not a curated record. Gene Ontology annotation, molecular function: 2-isopropylmalate synthase activity. The transcript has 14 exons.
GGCUAACCCAUCCCAAAAGUACAUACCGUACACCCCGCUCGACUUGCCGGACAGGCAAUGGCCUUCCAGAGUCCAACGAACACCGCCAAUUUGGCUCUCAACGGACCUGCGAGAUGGCAACCAGGCCCUUGCAAACCCGAUGACCAUAGAACAAAAGACUCGCUUCUUCCAGACCCUCGUCAAGUGUGGGCUAAAGGAGAUAGAGGUCGCAUACCCCGCUGCGAGUGAUACCGAUUUCAAUUUUGUUAGGGGGCUUAUUGAGGGCAACCAAAUCCCGGACGAUGUUUGGAUUCAGGUGCUCACGCCUGCACGAGAGGACCUCAUUAAGCGUACUGUCGAUGCCGUCGCUGGUGCCAAGAAGGCCAUUAUCCAUAUGUACAACGCCACUUCGCCGUGCUUCCGUAACAUCGUUUUCCGCAACUCGAAAGAGGAAACAGUCGCUCUCGCGAUCAAGCACACGAAAAUCGUCCGCGAGCUGACGGAGGAGUGCUCCGCAAGAACAGGCACCGUUUUCAGAUACGAGUACAGCCCAGAAACGUUCUCACAGACCGAGGCGGAUUUUGCCCUCGAGGUGUGCGAAGCGGUCAAGGCGACGUGGGGCAAGGCUGGCACCGGAGACGAGCGCAUCAUCUUUAACCUGCCCGCGACAGUCGAGAUCGCGCCACCUAACCACUUUGCCGACCAGGUCGAGUAUUUCUGCCGCAAAAUCACGGAGCGCGAGAAGAUUGCUGUGUCCCUGCACGUGCACAACGACCGAGGACAGGGCGUGGCUGCUGCUGAGCUCGGCUUGCUCGCUGGCGGUGACCGUAUCGAGGGCUGUCUCCUCGGUAACGGCGAGCGGACAGGAAAUGUCGACAUUGUGAAUCUCGCUUUGAAUCUGUACACCCAGGGCGUCCACCCGAACCUCGAUUUUAGCGACAUCCAGUCAGUCAUUGACACUGUCACCUCAUGCAACGAUUUGCCCGUGCACCCCCGCCAUCCUUAUGCAGGAGAGCUUGUCUUUACCGCGUUCUCAGGCUCACAUCAGGACGCGGUCAAGAAGGGCUUCGAGGCGCAACGAAAGCGUUGGGCUGAGGCAGAGGCGAAGGGCGAGCCCAAGUUUUGGGACAUCCCGUACUUGCCCAUCGACCCCGCUGACCUCGGCUGCACCUACGAGGCCGUCAUCCGUGUUAACUCGCAAUCCGGCAAGGGCGGUAUUGCAUACCUCGUUCAGCAGCACCUCGGCCUGGACCUCCCACGCAAGAUGCAAGUCGUGUUUUACCAGGUCGUCCAGGACAUCGCAGAUCGCGAGGCUCGCGAGAUGACGGUUGAGGACAUUACGACCGCUUUCCGCUCAACAUACCACUUUGGCGGCUCCAAGUAUGAGGGCCGUCUCACCCUCAAAUCGUUCAAGAUCUCUUCGGAGCCAGUCGCAGACUCGACUACUGACAGCGAAGAGCCUGCAGACGAGCGUCGCCUGUUCGACGGCACAGUCGCUGUUGACGGCGCUGUGCGGGUCAUCCGCGGGGACGGCAACGGGCCCUUAUCCGCGCUGCUUGACGCGCUGCGCACGCACCUCGACGUCGACUUGCAGGUGCGCGAAUACUCGGAGCACGCCAUUGGUGAAGGCUCGAAUGUGAAGGCAGCGUCGUACGUCGAGAUUGUGCGCGGUGGGCAGGAUGUCAAGGAUGCGCGCAAGUCGAGCGAGUCUUGGUGGGGCGUGGGCGUCGACUCGGACAUUGCGGGCUCAGGCUUACGCGCGGUGCUGGGUGCGGUGAACAACGCGAUCGGGGACCGCGAGCUGCCGGAGCUCAAACUCUCAGUCGGGUUCAACGCCAAGUCGGGUCAGGCGGACGUUGCGAAUGCAAUUCUCAGCUCUCUUCACCUAGAACUCCCGCGACGCUUCCAGGCAGCGUUCUUCGAGGUCGUCCAGCGCGCAGCGCGCACGACAGGCGGGGACAUCUCGUACACGGACCUCGUGCAGCUCUUCCGGUCAUCGUAUCACUACGGCACGUCUGUCCCCUCACCAAUCGAGCUUGUGCGCUUCAAUCUCGAGAACGUCGGUGAGGGUGAACGCAAGGAGCUCGCGAUCGAGCUCGACUGGCACGGCGAGCACCGCAAGCUCUCUGCCGAGGGUAGCGGUGUGCUGUCGUCGGCCUUAGCUGUGCUCAACUCGCAGAUCGAUGGCACGCUCUCGAUCAAGGAGUACGCAGAGCAUUCAAUUGGCGACGGCACCGAUGUCGAGGCCGCGUCGUUUGUCGAACUUGCGUACGAUCACCCCAGCGGGAAGCGCGAGACGGCGUGGGGUGUUUCGAGCGACACGGAUAUCACUGCGUCCGGCUUAAAGGCAGUCAUGCGCGCAGCGAGCGCAUUCGACCUCGUUCCGAAGAAGCUGGUCAAUGGCCAUUGAAAAUUUUAAUGUGAGGCAGCACAGAUGUACAAUAAGAUUUACGAGGGAGAAAUGCGGAUGUAAACCUGUAGCCAUCUUCAGCUCUUUGAAAGCUGGGCGAGUGUGUUUCCAAGCAGUUCAAUUAGCUUUAUAGUACUUUGAUACAAAGAUUAUGCAGUUGAUAUUAAAACUCGGAUCCCAGUUCCCGCGAAGCACCGCAGCCUACAACUUCGCGACCAUCUUACGCAGGACAACCUUCUGAAUCUUGCCCGUAGACGUUUUAGGCAGCUCAUCAACGACCUGCACCCACUCGGGACAAGCAAACCCCGGGAGGCGCUGGCGCGCAUGUUUCUUGAGCUCGCCGCCGAACUCCUCGUGGUGUCCCUGCCACUUGGGCGCUGCCUCCUUCUUGAGGAUCACAAACGCCAUCGCGCGUUCGCCCCACUUUGGGUGUUGGCGCGCGACGACGGAGGCCUCGAGCACGUCUGGGUGAGCCGCGAGUUCUUGUUCGAUGGCCAAGCUGGACGCAUUCUCUCCACCCGAUAUAAUAAUAUCCUUGCUCCGAUCCUGGAUCGACACAUACCCGUCGGGAUGCACGACAGCCAGGUCGCCGCUGUGGAAGUACCCGCCGGCGAACGCCUUGCGCGUCGCGUCGGGGUCGCGGAAGUACUCCUUCAUGGCGAUGUUCCCGCGCAUGACGAUCUCGCCGACCGUGCGCCCGUCCUUGGGGACAUCGACGAGCGGCGCGUCCGGCGCGUCGCCCUCCUGCGCCUGGAACACGACCCGCACCGGAUCCGACGUCAGGAAGCUGAAGCCCUGCCGCGCCAUGCACCGCGAACGCUCCUCGAGCGACAGCGACGCCCACGAGGGCUGGUUGUACGCCAUGGUGAACGGGCCGUAGGUCUCUGUCAGACCGUACACGUGCACAGGCUGGAUGCCGAUCUUCUCGAGGUCACCGAUGAGCUGCGCUGUCGGUGCAGAUCCGGCAAUGACGGCUGCGAUGGGUCUUGGGACAGGCCGAGCCUCGGGUGCGCUUACGAUGCUAAUUUGCACCGUUGGCGCAGCACAAUAAUGGCUGACACCAGAGUUCAGGAAGUGGUACCAAAUCUGCGGGAGGCUGACUGUGCGCAGGGUGAUCUGAGUCGCGAAGGCAGCUGUUAUGGCCCACGGGUAUGUCCAGCCGCAUGCGUGGAACAUGGGCAAGAUCCAGAGAUACACGGACUUAGGGUCCAUCCUAGCCUCAUAGGUGUUUGCAAUCGCAGCCAGAUACGAACCUCGGAGGGUGGUCAGGACACCUUUCGGCCGACCAGUUGUGCCAGAGCCGUAGUUAGCUGUCAGCAUAUCCCGGGGUGUAUACUUCCUGGAGCAAACGACGCACGUAUAACAGAGUGCAGCACCAGCAUUCUCAUCUGGCUCCCAUUCUAGCCCGCCCCAGCCCCUCUCCUGGCUGAACCGCCGGCCACUGCUCAGGAAUUCUUCGUACGGGUCGCCCACGCGUCCAGUGUCGUGACAUACGAUGACGCGGGCUUUGGUGUCUUUGAUGAGGUGCGUGUAUUCGUGGUCGACGAUGAUGAGCUUAGAGCCGCUAUGCUCGAGGAUGUAGGCCACCUCUUGCAGGGUAAGGCGCGUAUUUAUCGGGCAUAUGAUCGCACGCGCGGCGAUGAUGCCAUGGUGUGCAUCAGCUAUGACGGGCGAGUUAGGAGCAAUGACUGCGACCCUAUCCCCGGGCUGUAUGCCGGCUUUUAUCAAAGCGUACGCGAGAUUCUGAACGCGUUGGGCCCACACGCCGUAGGUAUAGAAGACCGGAUGCUUGACGUCCGAGUGAGCAAUGGCCAGCUUGUCAGGGUAUAUCUGGCUUGCUCGGAGGAGGAAAGCCAAGGGGUUCAAAGGGUGUAUGUGCACAGGGAACCCCUUGGGCUCUUUGAGCCGUAUGUCGACUGAACCGACAGGGGGUACACUCGUCUCUGUGGGGCGGAAGCUGGACGUUGUUGCCAUCGCUGCUAAGAACACUGCUGUUAUCGAAUCUCUGUGCACAGCUCUGCGAGACACGCCGGACUGGUGAAAC